CUUUUAUUUUGGAAAGCGUCCAUAUCAUGGCAUUUUCCCCGCACGUCCUGGUAAACAGCUCUAUUAUGAUCUUGUAGGUUUAUUCGCUAUCUCAGGAUAAAGAGAGAUAAAUUCAAAUGAGUAAUCCACUGAGAGGAGAAGUUAUAAGAUUGUACAAAAAUCUUCUGUAUCUUGGGCGGGAAUAUCCAAAAGGCACUACAUACUUCAGGGAGCGUCUGAAAGCAGCUUUCAUGAAGAACAAAGAUGUCACCGAGCCUGAGAAAAUCAAAAAGCUGGUUGACCGUGGAGAGUUUGUGAUCAAAGAACUCGAGGCGCUUUACUUCCUCAGGAAAUACAGAGCGAUGAAGAGGCGCUACUACGAACCAGAGCAUUAAUCGAUGUUUCUGCCAGACUGUAUAUGUGUCAAAAGUGAAAUCACUACUUUCUGCACGUUUUUGAAUGUCUGUGUUUGAUGUGUUGCACUACAACAGAUUUGGACGUAAACAUUUAUUUUUACUACUUCUAAGUCCUUGUUAGAUAUACAAUAGGCAGUUAUUUGUAAUGACAAUUACAUAUGUAUUUAUAUUUAAAUACAUUUAAGUUU
Sinocyclocheilus anshuiensis is the source of this 583-nucleotide messenger RNA. Its product is annotated as LYR motif-containing protein 5A-like. Gene Ontology annotation, biological process: respiratory electron transport chain. Gene Ontology annotation, cellular component: mitochondrion. Bases 117 to 374 code for a protein of 85 amino acids. The record is from RefSeq and is a predicted model, not a curated record. The transcript has 3 exons. Lineage: Eukaryota; Metazoa; Chordata; Actinopteri; Cypriniformes; Cyprinidae.